This is a messenger RNA of Conger conger (European conger), 3006 nucleotides long. RefSeq names its product hydroxysteroid (17-beta) dehydrogenase 4 (gene hsd17b4). The transcript has 24 exons. NCBI's taxonomy places the organism in Eukaryota, Metazoa, Chordata, Actinopteri, Anguilliformes, Congridae. The coding region runs from base 384 to 2582 and encodes 732 amino acids. Gene Ontology annotation, molecular function: oxidoreductase activity. The record is from RefSeq and is a predicted model, not a curated record.
UCAGAGACGCACUUAGCACUAGUUCUUAUUAGAUUCAUUUGAACCUUCAAAUCCACAGCCACCCUUUGUCAAUCAGUUAUUUAAUUAUAUAAAAAUACAUUAUCUAAAGCUAGUCUCACGCCAUCGGUGACAGAAAAGUAGUAAGGUUUUGCUUGUAUGCAAUAUUAACUAUAUAGGCAGCUAUUCCCGAAGAGACAGAAGACGGAAGUAAGGAGCGUUAGCUAUGUAGCAAAUGACUAGCUAGAUAGGCAAAAUUAAUCUAGCCUUUUCUGUUCAUUGAAAAGCGAAUUUAACGUUAACUGACUUUGUUGUUGUUGUCGCCGGAAAUCGGUCUGUGCGUUAAGUUCUGGGAGAGCUGUCACCAUCACUGACCCCUUGUCAUCAUGUCCUCGCUGUUGAGAUUCGAUGGGAAAGUUGUGCUGGUUACUGGAGCUGGUGGAGGGCUUGGGAGAGCAUAUGCAUUGGCCUUUGGUGAGCGAGGGGCCUCCGUUGUAGUGAACGACCUUGGAGGAGAUAUUAAAGGAGACGGGAAGAGUUCUUCAGCUGCAGAUAAAGUGGUGGAAGAGAUUAAGGCCAAGGGAGGGAAGGCAGUAGCAAACUAUGAUUCUGUGGAAAAUGGAGAUAAGCUGGUCCAGACAGCCCUGGAUGCUUUUGGAAGAAUAGAUAUUGUGAUAAAUAAUGCUGGGAUUCUACGUGAUCGCUCCUUUGGCAGGACCAGUGAUUUGGAUUGGGACCUAAUCCACAGAGUGCAUCUGAGAGGCUCUUUCCAGGUCACCCGUGCGGCCUGGGACCACAUGAAGAACCAGAAGUAUGGCAGGAUCAUCAUGACCACGUCAGCCGCCGGGAUCUACGGGAACUUCGGGCAGGCGAACUACAGCUCGGCCAAGCUGGGCCUGCUGGGGCUGGCCAACACGCUGGCCAUCGAGGGCCGCAAGUACAACAUCCACUGCAACACCAUCGCCCCCAUAGCUGGGUCCCGCCUCACGGAGACGGUCAUGCCCCCAGAUCUUUUGGAGUCCUUGAAAGCAGAGUACGUGGCUCCCUUAGUUCUGUGGUUGUGCCACGACCAGUGCACAGACUCCGGCAGCUUGUUUGAGGCUGGAGCUGGCUGGAUCGGCAAAUUACGCUGGGAGCGCGCUCAGGGCUCCAUCGUGAGGCGUGGGGGCCGGGCCAUGACCCCGGAGGCCGUGCGCGAGGAGUGGGAUCAGAUCUGCGACUUCACCGACGCCACCAAGCCUGCUUCCACCGGAGAGUCACUCGCCGGCCUGGUGGCUGUGUUGUCUCAAAUGAACGAAGGCGAGGGGAUAGUGCCCAACCCCACCAGCGCCGGGAUCAACCCGCUGGAGGCGGUGGGCUGGAAGGCUCCGGACACGUCCUGCAGCUUCUCCGACAGUGACUGCAUCCUGUACGCGCUGGGGGUGGGCAUGUCCACCCGCGAACCCGACCACCUCAGGUUCCUGUUCGAGGGCCACCAGGAGUUCAGCUGCCUGCCCACCUUCGGCGUCAUCCCCGCCCAGUCCUCCCUGAUGGACGGGAGCCUGGGCUCCGCCCCGGGGCUCCAGUUCGACUUCUCCCAGCUCUUGCAUGGCGAACAUUACCUAGAGCUUUACAAACCGCUACCCACGUCAGGGAAACUGACCUCAAAGGCAACGAUCGCAGAUGUGUUGGACAAAGGAUCUGGAGCUGUCAUUAUCUUGGAUGUCAACACAUACAAUGGCGAGGAGUUGCUGUGCUUCAAUCAGUUCACGGUGUUCAUCGUGGGGUACGGCGGCUUUGGAGGAAAGAGAACCUCUGAUAAAGCAAAGAGCACAGUGGCACCCCCGAGCAGAGCUCCAGAUGUGAUCAUGACAGACAAAACCACCAGGGAUCAGGCUGCCCUGUAUCGACUGAGCGGGGACUGGAACCCUCUGCACAUAGACCCCAGCUUUGCAGCGAUGGGAGGAUUCAAAUCCCCCAUCCUGCACGGGCUGUGCUCGUUCGGGUUCGCCGGCCGGCACGUUUUGAAGCAGUACGCCAACAACGACGUCUCCAAGUUCAAGUCCAUCAAGGUGCGCUUUGCCAAGCCGGUGACACCGGGGCAGUCUCUGCAGACCGAGAUGUGGAAGGAGGGAAACCGAAUUCACAUUCAGUGCAAGGUGAAGGAGACCGGCGCGGUGGUGUUGACCGGAGGGUACGUAGAUCUCCACAGCACAGAGGACUCCGCUACUCCAGAGAAGCUCGCUGAGGCAGGGGGCCUCCAGAGUGACCUGGUGUUCGAGGAGAUCGGGCGGCGCGUUAAAGCCAUGGGGGCCGAGCUGGUGAAGAAGGUCAACGGCGUCUUCGGGUGGGAGAUCACCAAGGGGGGCGACGUCACCGCCCAGUGGACCAUCGAUUUGAAGAGUGGGGAGGGUUCCCUGCACAAAGGGCCGUUCGGCGGCAAAGCGGACGUGACGUUGACCGUCUCCGACGAGGACUUCAUGGACGUGGUGCUGGGGAAACUCAACCCGCAGAAGGCGUUUUUUGCUGGGAAGCUGAAGAUGAGAGGCAAUAUCAUGUUGAGUCAGAAGUUGGAGAUGAUCCUGAAAGACCAUGCCAAGCUGUGAGCAUGCCGUGACUGGACCAACCGGUCCAGCUUGGGCUGUUAGUCAUCCUUCUCUCCUUCUCCGGAAGGAAACGUGAUUUGCAUUAACCCGACUGACUGACCUUCCACACCCUUGCAAAAGUUAAUACGCAUUGCUUUAAAUGUGAGGAACUUCUGUAAAUUUAAGUGUGAAUCUGUCGAGAUGGGUUGCCUCUUUUGCCUGGAAUUCAUCAUCUCAAUCACUGUCAAGGGGUGUAAUGAACCCUGCUCUAGACUGUCAAUUCUGUGAUUUUUAUUACAUUGUCUAGCCAUUAAAAUAUGCUUUUGCUCUCAACACUAUCAUUUCAAACAAUUGUACAAAUUUCAAUAGGGAUGGGGAGUGGACAGUCCGUCAUGGAAGAUUUUGUAAUUAAUUGAGAUAUUAAAAGUUAUUUUGGCAAAGAUGA